AUGGCGGUGUGCUGUCAGUUUUCGUUUUCACUGUUAUCGUUACUGUCAUUUCUGGUGUAUGCGAACGGCUGUGGAAUAACAACACACAUUGUCAUUUCUGAAAGAGCAAAGGAACACUUUGGUAACAUAAGUCCAACACAUGUUGAUUACAAAAAGAUAAUAGCCAAACAUCAUGAUGCUUUCAUGGCUGGGAGUCCCUACCCCGAUGCUUUCUUCAGCUCACUUUGUGAUAAAGGAAAUUACCACAAUGUUUCUGAGGACACUCACUGGUCUGGUUUCCUUAACGCCACAAUCAACCAUAUCAGGAAUCACUAUCCUCAACCCUGGGACACGGCCACAGAGAAACUAGUGGCAUUUAUGUUUGGAUUUGUGUCCCACCAAGUGGCUGACAUUGUGUGGCACAGUCUGGGUGUGGACCAAGGCUUUAUUACUACAAUGGGUAUGGAAAACUUCCAUGGCUCCUACACCAAUGCUCAUGCUGCUGCAGAUUUUGGUGGCGACGUGAUGAGCCUGUUUGACAUGGAUGUUUCUAUGUUCAUGGACCCCCUCAAGGAAUGGUAUGUACCUGUAGAUGACCUGACGAUGAUUUACCAGGAAUUUUACGGUACGACCAGGAUCACACGUCCUGUCAUAGACAACUGUUCUACUUUACUCCUUGUGGGUGGGUAUGCUGAGAUUGUUGGAGGUUCAGAAGCCUAUGCUGCAGUGGCCAAUACUAGCCCGUUUCUAGUGGAUCAGUACCGUGACUACUUCCUGGGUGGGGUAAAUGACAUGGCAGGUUGGUCAGCUCGACUUUGGAACCGCACCAUCCACAUGUUGGAGAAUGGAACCAGCUCAUGUAUGGUCCCCCACAACCCACUCUACAUCAACUGUACAGCUACAUCAACGCAGGAAUUUUCUAGACUUUCCACCAACAAGGAGAGGAAUGGGUUCUUUCGACAGCCUGACCUACUUGGUCUAACACAGGAUGACCUUGUUGUGGAGAAGGCCUACAGGGGGAUACUUAUCAAACCAGGCUACAAGAUUAGGUCUUUAUUAGAAAAAAAGCGAGACACACUACUGGCAAAGAGGAAGAGGAUCAGGGAGGAAAAGAUGAAAUUACUUAAAAAGAAGGAAGCGGAGCUACCAAGAGAUAGUCCAAAUCAGAUGGGCAUAUACUACACACCCGAGAGAUUCUCAAAGUUUGGCUGGUCACUUGCUGUUGGUGACCUUAACGGAGACGAUAACGAUGACUUGGUGGUGGGGGCCCCAGGAUACUCGGGAGGAGGUAGUCCUGACCAGGGCAGGGUUUAUAUUUUAUAUGGGUCAGACAAUGGAUUACCUGUUGCUAAAGGAGCCUACUAUCUACUUAACAUGAAUAACCAAACCAACUGUACCCUUCACGGUCCUCCAGAGGCCCAGUCCCUAUUUGGUACGUCUGUGGCCGUUUUGGAUAUUAACCAGGAUGGAAACCUAGAUGUAGCUGUAGGAGCUCCAGCCUUCAGGAACCAUGGACAGCUUGACUACAAUGGGGCCGUGUAUAUCUACUAUGGUAAACUGAGAACCAAUGCCACCCUGUACCAGCCGAAUAUAACAAUCACGUGUCAGAGUCAGUACUGUAACCUUGGGUUUACCAUGACAACGGGUGACAUUAACAAGGAUGGCCACCAUGACCUACUGUUGGGGACACCAUACUAUCAGUUGGUGGCAAAUCAGAGUGGAAUUGUGUCAGCACUUCCCUCAAGUCAAGCUUACUCAGGACACAUGGUGAUAACAUUUGAAUCGUUGAUUGCCAAGUGGAACCUGCAGAAUAAACAGGCGUACAGCUGGUUUGGACACAACAUCCGAGUACGCAGUGGACUGGUAAUGGUGGGGCAGCCUUACUACAGGAAGUGUAGCAGACCUGACUGUCAGCUGACCUCGUCUGACCUCCAGACUGUCGGGGCCCUGAACCUCUAUAACCUUGGAAUGACCUACAACAUUUCUAGCCUCACUCUACAUGGAGAGCAGCAGUUUGACUUGGCUGGAUAUAGUGCUGAUAUUGGUUUCCCCUACGACAACAAGUCGCUGAUCCUGGCUGUAGGUGUGGUGGGGCGUGACGCCCCUGGGGUAUACCUAACUGUUCCGAUCCAUAUCCACCAAGCAGGGGCAGUGUUUGUUUACAACAUCACAAACAACAAUGUCCAACUCCUCGCCACCUUUCAGGGCGAUAGGCAGUUUGGCAGAUUUGGCAUUUUUGUCAAGUUUGAAGAUGUAAAUGGCGAUGGUAUAGAUGAUCUGAUGAUUGGGGCACCUCGACGCAAUGAAGAUGCGACGGACAUUUUACCACGGUGGUUCUCAAAUGAUUAUGAUGGCAGGCUGUAUGUUUUCUACGGGGGUAAAAACUUUCCUAAGGGAAACGCUACCUACACACCCCAGUGUGGUAUGUUCUAUCCCUGUCCUGAAACAGUGGCCAACUUCACCACAGACGCUUAUGGAUACAAAUUGAAAAUGGGCUAUAAUGCAGCUAUUUUAAAAGCAAAGAAUCUGAACAAUAUGGUGACAUCUGUGUUGUAUGGUGAUGAACUCUUCGACAAAUGGUCUUCUCCCACUGUGUAUGUAUACAGAAUCAACACCACGGCAACGUCUAAUGGGGAGCCAGAAGGGUCGAGAUGAUCAGAUGUUAAUGAACCAGGAGAACAGAUUCAUCUCUAUGGUUUUAUUUGUAUUAAAGGAAGUCAUAUUUUAAAAUAACUAAAUCGGGAUGGUUGUAUGAUGUGAGAUGGAAUAUGUAUGAUGAGAGGAGAUAUGUAUAGUGAUGUGAGAUAUGUAUGAUGAGAUCGGAUAUGUUUCAGAUGAAAUGGGAUAUGUAUGAUUUGAGAGGAGAUAUGUAUGAUGUUAGAUGAGAUAUAUAUGAUGUGAGAUGGGAUAUGUAUGAUGUGAGAGGAGAUAUGUAUGAUGUUAGAUGAGAUAUGUAUGAUGUGAGAGGAGAUAUGUAUGAUGUGAGAUGGGAUAUGUAUGAUGUGAGAUGGGAUAUGUAUGAUGUGAGAGGAUAUAUCUAUAAUGAGAGGAGAUAUAUAUUAUGUGAGAGGAGAUAUCUAUGAUGUGAAAGGAUAAAUGUAUGAUGUGAGAGGAGAUAUGUAUGAUGCGAGAUGAAAUAUGUAUGAUGUGAGAGGAGAUAUGUAUGAUGAGAGAUGAGAUAUGUAUGAUGUGAGAUGAGAUAUAUAUGAUGUUAGAUGAGAUAUCUAUGAUGUGAAAGGAUAAAUGUAUGAUGUGAGAGGAGAUAUGUAUGAUGUGAGAUGAGAUAUGUGUGCUGUAAGAGGAGAUAUGUAUGAUGUGAGAUGAGAUACAUGUGUAUGUGUGCUGUGAGAGGAGAUAUGUAUGAUGUGAGAGGAGAUAUGUAUGAUGUGAGAUGAGAUACAUGUGUAUGUGUGCUGUGAGAGGAGAUAUGUAUGAUGUGAGAUGGGAUAUGUAUGAUGUGAGAUGAGAUAUGUAUGAUGUGAGAUGAGAUAUGUAUGAUGUGAGAUGAGAUAUGUAUGAUGUGAGAUGAGAUAUGUAUGAUGAGAUAGGAUAUGUAUAAUGAGAUGAGUUAUGUAUGAUGAAAAGGAUUUUAUCAUGAAUCAGUUUCAUUUUUUUUCAUUUUCACUGAUCCUGGCCAAAAGUGUUGUAAACAGACGUUUUGAAUAAUUGUUGUUAUUAUAGAUGGCAUUGUUUAUCAUGCCAAACUGUAGAAGCCACCAUGUAAAAAUGUAACAGCGCCCAGCUUUUUGUUGUAGGAGAUGAGAUUGCUAUAUAUUUUGUUGCAUCAGAAACCAAAUGCUUCCAUGAUAAUGUUGGUUGACAACACUGAAUAUAUUAUAGCAUCUCAUCUCAUACAUGUACAUGUAGCAUCUCAUAUCUCAUCUCAUACAUACAGCAUCUCAUACUUAUAGCAUCUCAUAUCUCAUAGGGCAUAUCAUAUUUCAUCACAUCCAUACAGCAUUUCAUAAUUGUCAUCUCAUACUUACUUCAUAUCGUUCAUAUUUCAUGUUAUAUACAAA
Molecule: messenger RNA, 3998 nt
Organism: Pecten maximus
Lineage: Eukaryota; Metazoa; Mollusca; Bivalvia; Pectinida; Pectinidae
Product: phosphatidylinositol-glycan-specific phospholipase D-like
Exons: 24
Coding region: 1-2634 (877 amino acids)
Cellular component (GO): extracellular matrix; extracellular region
Molecular function (GO): GPI anchor phospholipase D activity
Source: RefSeq, a predicted model, not a curated record